Messenger RNA from Colias croceus (clouded yellow), 2486 nucleotides. RefSeq lists its product as uncharacterized. The record is from RefSeq and is a predicted model, not a curated record. NCBI's taxonomy places the organism in Eukaryota, Metazoa, Arthropoda, Insecta, Lepidoptera, Pieridae. Bases 119 to 1630 code for a protein of 503 amino acids. The transcript has 5 exons. Gene Ontology annotation, biological process: intracellular signal transduction; cell surface receptor protein tyrosine kinase signaling pathway.
UCACAAAGUGGUCGUUUGCUUGCAGCCUCCAUACUAUUAUUACAAAAUAAAACAAAUGCAGUUUCUACGAUAUAUUUAAAAUAUUUUAAUUAAUAAUUUGUUUUAUAAAGUCGUUUAAAUGAUCGUGGAAAAGUUAAGUGUGAGUGAUGUGGUCAAAAUAUUGCAGAGUUGGGAUAAAAAUGAAUUUGUUGAUUUUGUUAAGGAAAAAAAUGUGGAUGGCAGAAAAUUGUUGGAAAUCACGGAGGGGAUGGUGAAGCUAUGGCGUCCGAAAGCCAAUGCCAAAGAUUUUAUAACAUUCAUUGAUAAUAUGAAAAAAGAUCCUAAUAAAUAUCUAAAAUGUCUAACCGACGAUAUUAUAAUUAAAGAGACUAAUUUACGAACCGACAGCCAGUACCAAACAGUUAGUGUUAGAAAGAUAAGUCAACAAGAAACGAAUAAUUUCACUAGUGUUGAAGACAUUCUAAAAAGGAUUGUAGCACCAAAGAGUUUCUUGUACAGAAACAAAAGGGAUAAAACGACCUCCUAUGUACCGAUGGACGGCACGAAAAAGACAAAGAAAUUCUUCAGACUCAGUUCAUACGAUUAUCCGAUAUUCGAUCUUAAAUCACGGUUCACGAAGGUUGAGAAUUGCGACCGAGGUUACUAUUCGGUUAAAACGGAUUCCGCACAGAAAAAUAAAAAGCUAGAUUCGAGAUCCAAGUACAAGUCGUUGCCUACUCCAGAAGAAAUGAACGAAAAAUUUUCAGACGAUCAUUUAUACGAAGAUUUAUGUUACAAUGAGGUGGAGCCAGAAAAAACAAGAUCAUCUCAAACUGUAAAACCUUGUAUGGUGAAGAUUCAAGAAUUAUUUCAAUCGUUCAAAUUUCCCUUUUUCAAAAAGGCUGAUGAAGUUGAAAAUGUUGAAAAGGAUAAAAAGAUCGAAAACGAUUGUAACAUUUAUGAGAAUAAUGAUAGUGUGAACGACAUGUAUGAUUCUGUUCAUGUACAAAAGGAAGUUAUUCCCAAGAAUCAGUCGACAGUUGCAGUUGAAGAUUAUUUAGUGCCAGUGAGUGUAGAAAAAGAUUAUUGUGAUGUGUGCUUGAAGCAGAGAGAAGAAUCUCUACUGGGCUUUAUUAUGAACUACUUGGAGACACGGUUUGGUAGACGAGAGACAAGUGACAUCGCACAGUCAGACGAGUCGGAAGUGGAGCCAUCUUGUGACGACUCGAAAUGGGAGCGAAAACCCAACAUGGCCGCGCGGCCGCUUCCGGUGCCGGUGGAAAACGAGCCGUUUUACAUGAAUAUUGAUAGACAGGAGGCUGAGAAUUUAUUGCUGGGCCAACCGGAUGGGACGUUUAUUUUACGGCCGUCUAGUCAGCCAAACCACGCCUACACGCUCAGCGUAGCUUGCAACAACGCAGUACACAACGUUGGAAUACGUCGUCGUCCAGAUGGUCGUCUGGCGCUUGGCUUCGCUCGCCGCGGCGAAAGGAGCUUCGCAACAGUCACUUCGUUGCUGCAACAUCAUAAGAAGCGUCGCUUGUUGCUCGUUGCUUCUGGUGAUUUGAUUGGUGCAACUACACUUAUUGAAAGUCCGCAGUAUUACGCAACACCUAAGAAUAUACCGAUUGUUGGGUGUAGAAGUGUUUGAUUUGUAUUAUCGUGUCCAGAACAAGCAAUAAAUAUGAAAAUCUAAAUAAAGAAUAAAAAAAAAGAAAAUCUAGACUGGGCGCUACAAUCAAAGAUAUUUUUUAUCAAUCAAUUUAAGAUAUUUUUUCAUGAACAUUCGGCAAAACUUGUAAAAAAAAUUUAAUGUAUAAAGUUCUUCUUAGUUACAUCGAACCAUAACUUUUUAUAUUUUACUACAUUCUGAAUUUUUGUGAAAUUGACGUUCUUUGAGACUCGUUAUUAUGUUGUGUUAUUGUUAUUUUAUAUUAGAAGCAGGUGCCCCAAAUAAUAAUACCUAUGUGUUGUUUUUAUUAACUUCAAUAUUGCCCCGGGUUACAAUGUUUUCUUCCUUGGGUUUCAUCGAAAUAGGUUAAUAAAAUAAACACAUUCAAACUUUUGUUUAUAUUACCUACAUUAUAUUUAAUAUUAAACGGUUCAUUGCAAAAUUAUAAUGUAAAUAAUUUGGCUAGAAUAUAUUAUUUAAUAAUAAUAAUAUUAAAAAUGUAUCGUAGUUGUGAUGUAGGUAAAUCGUCAAUCGUAUGUGAGAAUUGAGAUCGUAAUCUUGUAUAAUUAAAAAGUAAAAACCUAUGAUAAUAUUAUUAUCGUCAUAGUAAAUUGUAUUAAGAUAGAAAUAAAUAAUUAAUGAGAAAAAAAUUAAAAAAUGCAAACGUCUAAAGAUACUCGAUACAGAAUUUUUUUUGAGUUUUGUUGCGAUUUCCUAAACCAUGAAUUGUAAGAUCUUUCUUAAUAAAUUUUAUUGGUUUUAAGCUAUUGUAUUAGAUGUAUCGUUGCCAUAGUAUUAUAAAAUAAUAAUUAAUAACAUAGAUUGUGAUGUUAAU